This is a messenger RNA of Wasmannia auropunctata (little fire ant), 2549 nucleotides long. It is a transcript of the gene Inos, whose product is annotated as inositol-3-phosphate synthase 1-B. Lineage: Eukaryota; Metazoa; Arthropoda; Insecta; Hymenoptera; Formicidae. Gene Ontology annotation, molecular function: inositol-3-phosphate synthase activity. Gene Ontology annotation, cellular component: membrane; cytoplasm. The record is from RefSeq and is a predicted model, not a curated record. Gene Ontology annotation, biological process: phospholipid biosynthetic process; inositol biosynthetic process. The transcript is spliced from 9 exons. Bases 465 to 2024 code for a protein of 519 amino acids.
GACGACGACAACGACGACGACGACGACGGAUGACGAUGGUCACGCCGCAUUUACGUUUUAGCAGACGAUCGCGAAGGAAGGCUUGACCGAACGUAAUCUUGUGACUCGUAGUAUACUUUUUGCCUUCUUCUCUUUUCGGCUCGUUGCUGCUUUGUAUCCACGUCUCUCUCACCCUCAAUCUUCGUUCUUGACGUGUGUUUGCGUAUCGCGCCGACACGAAUAUAAAUUUUGACCAUUUUCCCGUGCCCGUUAGCGCGCGCGAAAUUGUCUCGCGCGCACUUCAACAGGAACCGGCGAUUCUUCUCACGGCACCUCGCGAUAUUUCAACCCGCAUCCAACGCUCAAUCCUCAAGAGCAAUCGGAGUACUUGCGUUUCAGCUUGCGCUUCGUAUUUGUUUUACGUUGCUCGUUCAUUUCUCGUGUUGUUUUGUAUCUCGGAGCGGAGGUGCUAAAGCAGCUAAAGGAUGAUGAGCUUGAAAGUGCGCGUCGAUUCGCCAAGGGUGCGCUACUCGGAGGAUUUCAUCGAGGCGGAAUACGAGUAUCAAACAACUGAUGUGACCGAGAGCGACGAAAACGAUCGCGAUACCUACACGGUUACACCUAUAUCGACAAAAUUGCUGAUCAAAACCAUGAUAAAAGUUCCGAAACUAGGCCUGAUGUUAGUGGGCUGGGGUGGUAACAAUGGUAGUACCAUGACAGCAGCUUUAUUGGCGAAUAAGCUUAAAUUAUCGUGGGAGACGAAAGAAGGUCUAAAAACUGCCAAUUGGUACGGUUCCCUGACGCAAGCAUCUACCGUGAAAUUGGGUAGAAGAGCCAAAGGGGAAGAUGUUUAUGUGCCCCUCUCCAGCAUGCUGCCUAUGGUGAAUCCUAAUGACAUUGAAAUCGACGGCUGGGAUAUUUCAAAUGUAAAUCUCGCGGAAGCUAUGACGCGUGCCAAAGUGCUGGAUGUAAACCUGCAGGUACAAUUGCGGCACUACAUGGCUCACAUGCGGCCCAGAAAAAGCAUAUAUUAUCCUGAUUUCAUUGCUUCGAAUCAGGGCAAAAGAGCAAAUAACAUCAUUAUGGGCACCAAGCUCGAGCAACUUAAUUUGAUUCGCAAUGACAUAACGCAGUUUAAGGUCGCAAAAGGUCUCAAUCAAAUCAUUGUUUUAUGGACUGCAAAUACCGAAAGAUUCUCGGAAAUCAUAACAGGUGUCAACGAUACAGCCGACAACUUAUUGAAGGCAAUCGAAGAAGAUCACUUAGAGAUUAGUCCUAGCACCAUGUUUGCUGUGGCAGCGGCUCUAGAAGGAUGUACCUACAUCAAUGGAUCGCCGCAAAACACUUUUGUGCCGGGUGCCCUUGAAUUAGCCAAGAGACAGAAGACAUUCAUCGGCGGAGACGAUUUCAAGUCUGGUCAAACAAAACUCAAGUCCGUGCUUGUGGAUUUUCUCGUGUCGGCCGGUAUAAAACCGGUGUCGAUUGUUAGUUACAAUCAUUUAGGAAACAACGACGGAUACAAUCUGUCCGCACCUCAGCAAUUUCGCUCAAAAGAGAUCUCCAAGAGUAACGUUAUAGAUGAUAUGGUGGAAUCCAACAAGAUUCUCUAUAAGCCUGGAGAGAAGCCCGAUCACUGUGUUGUCAUAAAAUAUGUCCCCUAUGUCGGUGACAGCAAGAGAGCUAUGGAUGAAUACACUUCUGAAAUCAUGCUAGGCGGUCACAACACAAUUGUAAUCCAUAAUACGUGUGAGGAUUCACUUCUUGCGACUCCUAUUAUUCUCGAUCUCGUCAUUUUAGCCGAACUUUGCUCUCGCAUCACUUUCAAGAAAGCGGAUUCCAACGAUGAUGAAGAAUUUUCCGGAUUUCAUAGUGUCCUCUCUAUUUUGUCAUAUCUCUGCAAGGCCCCAUUAGUGCCCCAUGGGACUCCGGUGGUGAACGCCUUGUUUCGACAACGAGCUGCUAUCGAAAACGUUCUGCGAGCUUGCUUGUCAUUGCCACCGGAGGAUAACAUGUUGCUUGAACACAAAGUCAUCUUUAAGAUUUAAAAAAGAUGCAGAGAUCACUAGAUGGAAUUAGAGUUAGAAGAUAAUAAGGGAUAGAGAAUAGAGAAAAAAAAGAGAAAAUUAAAGGAAAAGGGAGAAAUAGGCGAGAUAUAGAGAAAAAAGCUAAAGAGUCAAAAUGAUAAUAAAAACUUAUGACUUUUCUUAUCAAAAGCAGGAGGUUGGUGGAGGGUUUUUUUUUAAAUCUUGUUUCCACUGUCUUUAAUAUCAAGCAUCCGAUAUAAGAGGGUAUACACACUGUGCUGAUGCUCUCAAGACUACGAAAAGCGAGGGAAUGGCGGAAUUGAGGACUGAUUUUCUAAUUUUAUUAUAAAUAUACAAUUUUGAUAUAAACACGUUAAUUCAACAUUAACAUAAACAAAAUUAACAAUUAAUGUAACGAAUAUAGAUUUUCGACCACGUUUUCAAACAUUUUCAAUUAAUCGAUUAUGAAAUUAAUCGAUUAUGAAGAACCUUUGUUAGAAAUUUGAUUGAAUAUACUAUCAAUAAAAAUUAUAUAUUACAGCCAAA